GAAAAGGAGCAAGAAAUCGAAACAGAAAUCAAGCACUCUCCUCCUUUUCAUCAUCAAAUAGUACAUAAGCCCAACCUAAUCAGUGCCAAACAUAGCUACUUCAAAAUCAUAAUCGAACUUCAUUUACAGUACCAAUCGGCCUUCUUCUUCACCCAAUCAUCUAGGGCUUCCUCGACAGAUUUCGUCUUGGCCUUGGCGGCGUCGUACCCGAAUUUCUUCGUCUUGACAGGAGACAGCUCGUCAGAAAUUCCAACUAUCUGUUGAAGAUGUACUUCGGAUUUCGACGGCUGCAUCGUGUUUUCCAAGUUUUUCCCGCUGCCUUUUACCCGUCAUCUACAACGGGCAUCAAUGUUUUAACCGACGGCAGCGGCGCUGCAGCUUGGUUAUGCGAGGGGUUUGGUGUAGCUGGCCGUCAUUGGCAGAGGUAUUCAACUCGAUCAAAGAGGAAAGAUAAGGCGGUCUCCAAGGACAAUGCUUUGUCCUUUAUUCGGUCUUUGCUUCAUCAGCCUAGAGGACCUUCUCACUUCUGGUUGAAUACGGCUCCAGGAAGGGAAAAUAUGAUCAAGGGAGAUGGGGUUUUACUAGUUGUUGUUGUUCAAUAUAAUGGAGGAUCAUUUGAGGCUAAUCAAAAUACUACCAAAAUGAUUGAAAAGGCAAAAUCACUUCAGCAGAGAUAUCCUCACCUUCAAGUUAUUGCUUUGCAACUCUGUCCAUCAGUAUGUCUGGAUGAUAUUUCUUCACAUCUUCGGACAAUCACCAAGGGUUACAUUACUUUUCCUAUCUUGUUGUCGAACAAGAAUAUUCCUGAGGAGACAAAUGUCCCCUGCUUCUUAUUGUCAAAAGGUCUUCAGAAUCCAACAAUGUACCCUGGAAAGGAUGUGGAUCUUAUGGUUCUUCACAAAGAUAUUAAUGAUUUCAAUGCUGAAGUUAGCAAGGACACUAAUGUCGUUGAUGUGAAAAGCACUUGGAACAAGCCCAUUGAAGUUUUUAAGGAACCAGAUGUUUGUUCCGCUUUGUGGAAUUUAUUGUUUUCCUUCCCAGCAUGCAUUUCAGCAGAUGCGGGUGGCAAUCGGUUAUUCCUUUCUGAUGUUAAUCAUCACAGGAUUAUUGUGCUCAACAGCAAUGGAAAUAUUUUGGAUGCGAUUGGUUCUUCUCCUGGUUUUGAAGAUGGAGAGUUUGAAAUGGCAAAGUUGAUGAGACCGGCAGCUUCUUUCUAUGAUUCUUCUGAAGAUUGCCUAUAUUUCGUGGAUUCUGAGAAUCAUGCCAUCAGGAGGGCUGAUAUGGAGGCGAGGGUUGUGGAGACUGUUUUUCCAGUAAGUGGUGGUAGUCAGGAGAAGGGUUUGUGGGAGUGGAUUGUAGAUAAGAUAUGGAGUAAAAGGAGUAUAAAGAUGAAGUCGGAAGAGUAUAAUCCUGAAUCACUCUUGUUCCCUUGGCAUCUUCUGAAGUCAUCAGAAAACGAUAUCUUUGUACUCAAUAAAAGCUUUGGAACUCUGUGGAUUGUAGAUUUGAAAUCAGGCCUUAUCAGAGAUGUUAUAGAAGAUGAUUCUUGAGAAAUGUGAGCCACUGCGGCAGUUGCCUGCGCAUUGGUUGAAGCAGCAAGUUGAUACAAAUUGUUCGCUGGAGGAAAUCCAAUAUGGCAGUCUAAUGUCAUCAGUUACCUCUUGUCAGGAUGAUGUAGUAUU
Molecule: messenger RNA, 1682 nt
Organism: Salvia splendens (bonfire salvia)
Lineage: Eukaryota; Viridiplantae; Streptophyta; Magnoliopsida; Lamiales; Lamiaceae
Exons: 12
Coding region: 267-1550 (427 amino acids)
Source: RefSeq, a predicted model, not a curated record